AUGCCUCGGGGGAAAGUCAAGUCGCGGUCAUCCACAUCCAGCCUGCCGCUGCCGUCGAAGCGCGGGCGGUUGUCGCUAUCGGAUAUUAUUUUCCGCGCUGUCUCCUUUUCGGCGGCCCGUAGAGGUACCUCGUUAGUUGCCGUUAAGAAGAUUCUUGCUGCCGAAGGGUAUGACGUGCGCAGGAACAGACAUCGUUUGAAAGCUGCCGUCAACUCGCUGAUCAAGAAGGGACUCAUUGAGCGAGUCACAGGCAGCGGCGCCUCCGGUUCGUUCCGCGUUGGUCUUGUAGGUAAGAAGCAAUUAGAUAAAAACAGGCGGCGCGGGAGGGCGGCCGGUAAAUCCCGACGGCGGCGGCGGCGGGCCCGGAAGACGAAGGGGGGCAAGCGCGCGGUUAGAGCCACCGCUCAGCGGGUGAAGAAGCCGUCUAGACCGCGGGGAACGGCGAAGGCAGGGCCUGCAGCACAGAAUAGUGUAGAGAACGCGGCCGGGAGAGGGGAGGAGGUGGCGGCGGCGGCGGCGGCGGCCGCCGAGGUCGCGGAAGCGGAGGUGGCUGUGGCUGAGGUUGCGAUGGAGGGAGCUGCCGGGGAUUCGGAGGCUCCGGGUGAACUGUUGUCAGGGUCGAUGGAACAAUAA
Messenger RNA from Neopsephotus bourkii (Bourke's parrot), 633 nucleotides. Its product is annotated as histone H1C-like. Gene Ontology annotation, biological process: nucleosome assembly. Gene Ontology annotation, molecular function: DNA binding. Bases 1 to 633 code for a protein of 210 amino acids. The transcript has a single exon. Gene Ontology annotation, cellular component: nucleosome. The record is from RefSeq and is a predicted model, not a curated record. Lineage: Eukaryota; Metazoa; Chordata; Aves; Psittaciformes; Psittacidae.